Molecule: messenger RNA, 1154 nt
Organism: Galeopterus variegatus (Sunda flying lemur)
Lineage: Eukaryota; Metazoa; Chordata; Mammalia; Dermoptera; Cynocephalidae
Product: R3H and coiled-coil domain-containing protein 1-like
Exons: 5
Coding region: 214-954 (246 amino acids)
Source: RefSeq, a predicted model, not a curated record
GCUGAUCCCCGAGGCACGCGGGGCAUCCGGUGGCAUCGUGGACGCAAGCCAGACCAGCCUUUGUAUGUGCCCCGGGUGCUGCGCAAGCAAGAAGAGUGGGCACCGACCUCUACCCCGGGGCUCAAGGGAGAGGCCCCAGCUGGCAAGGUCCAGGAAGAGCCUGGAGAUGUUGGCGCUGGGGACCCCAACUCUGAUCAGGGAGUUCCUGUGUUGAUGACUCAGGGAACAGAGGACCUACGGGGCCAAAGCUGUGACAAUGAGCCACUGCCAGACCCCGUUGGCACUGAACCCCUGAGGCCCAAGUGCCACUCAGGGAAGGGAGACAGGGUAGAGACGGCCAUGCAGCUUGGGUCCAACCUACAGCUGGCCCUGGAAGAAGGAAAUGGGAGUCAGCAGGAGAAGAGUCUUGCGGCCGAGGAGGAAGAGGAAAAGGAAGAGGAGGUGGAGGAGGAGGGGCCCGGCAGCUGCUCUGACGACGAUUACAGUGAGCUGCUACAAGAGAUCACAGACAACUUGACUGAGAAGGACAUUCAGAUAGAGAGGGUCCACGUGGACACGUCCUCCUUCGUAGAGGAGCUGCCUGGAGAGAAGGACUUUGCCCAUGUGGUGGAGAUCUAUGAUUUUGAGCCAGCACUCAAGACCGAGGACCUCUUGGCAGAGUUUUCUGAGUUCCAAGAGAAGGGGCUCAAGAUCCAGUGGGUGGACGACACCCAUGCACUCGGCAUCUUUCCCUGCCUGGCCUCAGCUACUGACGCCCUGACCAGGGAGUUCUCAGCACUCAAGAUCCGGCCCCUCCUGCAGGGAACUAAGCAGUCAAAGCUCAAAGCCUUGCAGAGGCCAAAGCUCCUGCGUCUGACAAAGGAGAGACCACAGACAAAUACGGCAGUGGCCCGGAGGCUGGUGGCCCAGGCCCUGGGGCUCCAACACAAAAAGAAAGAGCAGCCUGCUGUCUAGAGUGUCUGCCAUCCUGAGUCCCAAGAGUCCUGUCAAGCUGGAUCUGCAUCCCAGGACUACACCGGGGCCCAACACCACAAGCCUUUACAGACACCAAACAGCCCUGCACCAUUACUGAAGCUUCAUUGUGAGGCAUGGUGAGCUUUAGUUUGUCUAGUCCCAGAAGUUGAGAAAAAAUAAAAACUUAAAAGUUGCUUUAA